UCGACAUUCUUCUAUUCCCAUAAACCCUAAAGUCUUAUCUCGCCGUCUUCUCCUCUCUUUUUUUGCAAAAAACAGAGUUGCGAGUCAUCGGAAAAUCGUCGUUAAAGCCAUCUAAACAUGUCGUCGCUACGUAAUGCCGUUCCACGGCCAGCUCACAAGGAACGAUCUCAACCGCAAGCGAGGAAGAAGUUUGGUCUCCUCGAGAAGCACAAGGACUAUGUCAUCCGAGCUAAGGCUUACCACCAAAAGGAAGACAUUAAAAAGAAACUUAAGCAGAAGGCGGCUUUCAAGAAUCCAGAUGAGUUCUAUUACAAGAUGAUCAAUAGUAAAACAGUUGAUGGAGUUCAUAGACCAAAGGAAGAGGUAAACAAGUACAGUGCAGAAGAGCUUAUGAUAAUGAAGACCCAAGAUAUUGGAUAUGUCUUCCAGAAAUGGCAGAGUGAGAAGAACAAAAUUGAUAAGCUUACUGCAUCACUGCAAUGUACGGAGGACCAGCCUAGCCGGAGACAUGUCUACUUUGCAGAAGACAGAGAGGAAGCUAGAGAGCUGGAGUUACAAGCUAGAAGCAAAAGUGAUGUCACCACAAUAGCCAUUCCUAAAGAUAUUAAAAAGAAAAUGGACAGAUCAUACAGAGACCUCGAGGCAAGGAAGAGCAGGGCAAAAGACUUGGAGAAGCUAUACAUGGAUAUGUCAAUGCAGAAGGAGCUACAGAAAAAGGGUCGCAAACGUAAGCUGCGUGAGGACGAGAUACUCAACCCAAAUGGCAAACCGGUUUACAAAUGGAAAGCAGAUCGAAAACGCUGAAGUUAAAAAAAAAGCUUUCAUGGUUGUGUAGUAUCUUCUUCACAACAUGUUUUUGAUCUCAGUUUUACUAUAUAGUUUCUUCAUCUCCAGAACUUGAAAUGAGAAUUUCUGAUGGGACAUUGUUGCUAAGCUAAUUAGUUAAUGUGAUUGAUACACA
Molecule: messenger RNA, 961 nt
Organism: Brassica napus (rape)
Lineage: Eukaryota; Viridiplantae; Streptophyta; Magnoliopsida; Brassicales; Brassicaceae
Product: probable U3 small nucleolar RNA-associated protein 11
Exons: 8
Coding region: 118-804 (228 amino acids)
Biological process (GO): rRNA processing
Cellular component (GO): nucleolus; small-subunit processome
Source: RefSeq, a predicted model, not a curated record